AUGGCACUUUCUACACGACGACUUGUUUUGGCCCCUAAGGCUGUUGCAGAAACCCCUAUAGUGGGAAUUAUAUUUGAUAUGGACGGCACUCUGUGCAAGCCCCAGACUUGGAUGUUUCAGCGGAUGCGCGACGCCCUAGGAAUCGACAAAUCACUGGAUAUUCUCGACUAUGUUCAUGGACUUCCUGAAGACGAACAAGCCUCAGCACAUCUCAAACUACAAGCAGUUGAGCGAGAAGCUAUGGUAGAUAUGGAAGCUACACCUGGCGUUCAGCGAUUGUUGGAUUGGGUCGACUCCCAGGGAAUUCCAAAAGCUAUCUUGACGCGCAAUUUUCCAAUUCCUGUGCAACAUUUACUUGACAAGGUCUUGGUUGGGCAUGCAUUUGAACCUGUCAUCACACGUGACUUCAGACCCCCCAAACCUAGUCCUGCUGGUAUUUUGGCUAUUGCUAAAACUUGGAAUGUUGACCCUCAUAAACUUGUCAUGGUUGGCGACUCGAUUGACGAUAUGAUGGCUGGUCACCGGGCCGGAUCCGGGACCAUCUUACUAAGAACGCCUGUCAACGAACAUGUGAGCGGCGAACCCGAGACUGAUGUUACUGUAGAAAACAUUGACGAUAUUAUUGAAAUAUUGGAAAAGGGAUUCACAACCAAAGAAAAACCAUCAGAGCCAGUUUUGUAA
Molecule: messenger RNA, 681 nt
Organism: Magnusiomyces paraingens
Lineage: Eukaryota; Fungi; Ascomycota; Dipodascomycetes; Dipodascales; Dipodascaceae
Exons: 6
Coding region: 1-681 (226 amino acids)
Source: RefSeq, a predicted model, not a curated record